Thamnophis sirtalis is the source of this 1209-nucleotide messenger RNA. RefSeq names its product exosome component 8 (gene EXOSC8). The record is from RefSeq and is a predicted model, not a curated record. Gene Ontology annotation, cellular component: nuclear exosome (RNase complex); cytoplasmic exosome (RNase complex). Gene Ontology annotation, molecular function: mRNA 3'-UTR AU-rich region binding. Gene Ontology annotation, biological process: nuclear-transcribed mRNA catabolic process, deadenylation-dependent decay; nuclear mRNA surveillance; U4 snRNA 3'-end processing. Lineage: Eukaryota; Metazoa; Chordata; Lepidosauria; Squamata; Natricidae.
CAAGUCUUUUAUUCUGUUCUAUGCAUUGAAAUUAGCUUGAGUGAGCACUGAUUCGGCAAUGAAGAUCUUUGGCAGCAAUCUUUGAACAGUUUUGUAUUGGAGAAGCUGUUCUGUAUUUCAGUCUACCUUACCAUUACCAUCUGGGAGACCGCUCACUUUCGUUUCUGCCGAAACUGCCGACAAUGUGCCAAUCUCUCCUUUUCCUAAUUCUAAUUUACAUCGCAGACUCGAUUUAGUAGCGCCUUCCGCAGCUGGACUGUUUUUAGUCUAUAUCAGUUGCUAAACGGAGAAGCCAGUGAAGUGACGAUGACGGCGACCGUAACGGACGCGUUCAGAACUGUAGAACCUUUGGAAUAUUACAGAAGAUUCUUAAAAGAAAAUUGUCGGCCUGAUGGAAGGGACCUUGGUGAAUUUAGGACCACAACUAUCAACAUAGGUUCAAUUACAACUGCAGAUGGCUCUGCACUUUUGAAGUUAGGGAAUACUACAGUGAUGUGCGGCAUAAAAGCAGAAUUUGCAGCACCCACUGUUGAGUCCAGUAACAAGGGAUAUAUCAUUCCCAAUGUAGAUCUUCCUCCACUUUGUUCAUCAAGAUUUCGACCUGGACCUCCAUGUGAAGAGGCUCAGGCUGCUAGUCAAUUUAUUGCUGAUAUCAUUGAAAAUUCACAGAUGAUAACGAAAGAAGAUCUAUGCAUUUUAGAUGGAAAGAUUGUAUGGGUUCUAUAUUGUGACAUUAUAUGCUUGGACUAUGAUGGAAAUAUUCUCGACGCCUGCAUGUGUGCUUUCUUAGCAGCUCUGAAAAAUGUGCUUUUGCCUGUUGUUGCAAUAAAUGCAGAAACUGGUUUGGUGGAAGUUAAUUUGAAAGAGAAGAAUCCUUUGACUAUUAAAAAGCACCCAGUGGCAACAUCAUUUGUGUUGUUUGACACACUAGUGGUAGUUGACCCAACUGCAGAAGAAGAAGACUUGGCAUCUGGGACUUUAACUAUUGUGACUAUCGAAGACAACAAACUGUGUUCUGUUCAUAAACCAGGUGGAAGCACAAUAUCAGAAGCAAAGCUUCAAGACUGUAUCAGUCGGGCAAAAGCACGACAUAAAGAAGUACAGAAACUAAUGGAUAAAAUAAUAAAAAAUGUAUAAUUAGUAAGAGGUGUAUUUACUAUUUGUUCAUGAAACCAUUACCUUAAUAAACAUACUACAUUUAUGAAGUUC